Molecule: messenger RNA, 1679 nt
Organism: Melopsittacus undulatus (budgerigar)
Lineage: Eukaryota; Metazoa; Chordata; Aves; Psittaciformes; Psittaculidae
Product: zinc finger protein 16-like
Exons: 5
Coding region: 116-1345 (409 amino acids)
Biological process (GO): regulation of transcription by RNA polymerase II
Cellular component (GO): nucleus
Molecular function (GO): DNA-binding transcription factor activity, RNA polymerase II-specific; RNA polymerase II cis-regulatory region sequence-specific DNA binding
Source: RefSeq, a predicted model, not a curated record
CAGCCCAGCCCUGUGCUCCCAGGUUCCAGUGACGUUCGAGGACAUCGUGGUGCACUUCAGCGGGGCAGAGUGGGCAAGCCUGGAUGAAGAGCAGAGGGAGCUGUACAGGACUGUGAUGGAGGACAACUACGAGAUGCUGGUGUCCCUGUACUGUACCAUAUCCAAGCCAAAGUUCUUACUUCAGAUCGAAAGGGAAGAGGAGCUCCACGUGCCGGCAGCAACGGGAGGCCUGGAGGGAAUUGAAAUGUCCCUGGAGCAAGCCACAGAGCCAGACAGCCUGAGCUGCACAAGUGACAGUGCUGUGCUGGAGAUAAAAACAGAGUCUUGUGAGGGCACCUAUGGGAACCCAGAAGAAAGCAGUACUCCCGUGGUCUCAGUGCACAUCCCUCAUGAAGCCGCUGCUGUCCCAGCAGCCCUCGGCCAGCCGACGCUAUCCCCUUCCUGCCCUCUCACCAUGUGCUGCCUGGAAGUAGGGAAUCCGAAUGCUGAGAUGGGGAUCCCAACGGAGGUACCACAGGAGGAUGCUGCUGUGGAGGAGCUGGCAGUUCCUGAAACACCCUCGGUAGGUCUGAAGGAGGAGGACGUGAAGGAUGUGGAGUGCAGUGGCCAAAACUUGGAGGCAGAGCUUCCUGCAGACCCAGGGAAGGGGGCAAUGCUGGAUGACUGUGGAGUAGUGGCCCAGGCAGAUCCCAGCUGCACAGCCACCACUGUGGGAGAGCCUGCGGAGGGCUCCUGUGUGGGCCAGCGGAAUUCCAUGCGGGAGAAGACCUACUCCUGCUCCGUGUGCAGGAAAAAUUUCCUGCUUGAGAUCAACCUCAUCAUCCACCAGUGCAGCCACAGCAACUUGGUGCCCUACAUCUGCCGCCACUGCGGCCGCAGCUUCAUGUCCAAGAGGAAAAUCCGGCGUCACAUGCGGGUCCGGGAGGUCCUGGGGCUGUGCCAGCCCUCAGAGGUGGAAUGCUCUGUGUCCCAGCACCGGGGCUGCAGCACUACCAGGAGGAAGCCAAGAAGCAGCGAAUUCCCGCUGCCACCUGGGAACAUGAUGUAUACGUGCAAGGAGUGCAUGGAGAACUUCUCCAGCCAGAGCUUCCUGAUGGUGCACCAGUGGCAGCACAGCCAGGAACACCUCAUCCUCUGCCCCUGCUGCAACCAGAGCUUCACCUGGGCUUCAGACUUUGUCCGCUGCCACCAGCCCCACAUAGGUGAGCGACCCUACCAGUGCGGUGUCUGCCAGAAGGCUUUCAAGCGCUAUCAGCACCUGGCCAUGCACCAGCGGGUGCACGAGCGGCAGAACAGGCCCUACCCCUGCACGGAGCUGCUCUCUGUGCCGGCAGCACCCAUUUAGGUGUGGAGGUGGGAGUGGGAAGCGGAGUAGAAAAAGGGGUGGGAAGCUGGGGGGUCUCCUGGGAAUAAGAAGAUGUGGUUGGACUUUCUCCUCUUCCCCUAACUGACUGUGGAUGCAAGCAUAUUGGGUGAAGGGUGGAGCAUGGGUGCCAUCACCUGGUUCCUCCAUGGGGAUUGAGGACCCCCAGCGUUGCAGUGCGUGUGUCGUCAUGUGUGGUACAUGGGUUGCGCCUCUUGCCUGAGCCCUGGUGGGACAGCUGGGAGCAGGAGCUGCCAUGGCUGUGGAUAUGUGCCUUUUCUGGAGAGUGCCAAUAGAUGCUGUAGAAACCAGGAUA